AUGAAAAAUUUAGUGGUUUUUGGAACUGAUUCACAUCCAAAAUUAACAGAAGCCAUAUGCGAACAUUUAUGCUUGGAGGUUGGUCGUGCUCAAAUUGGAAAAUUUAGCAAUGGAGAAACCUCUGUAAAAGUCAAACAGUCUGUUCGUGGUUGUGAUGUAUAUAUUAUUAGUCCGGCUUCUGGUCAAGUUAACGACCACUUAAUGGAACUCUUGGUUAUGAUUUCUGCGUGUAAAACCGCCUCCGCUAUAAAGGUGACGGCCGUUUUGCCUGUUUUCCCUUAUAGUCGUCAACCAGACCAAAUUUUCUCUUCUCGAGGUGCUCCUCUUUUAGGAGCUUCUGCUGAAGGCACUAUAGAACCAAAGCGCACUUCUCCGUAUCAAUCAUGGAUUGCUCAAUCAGGAACUUUAGUUGCUGAUUUGUUGAUGUGUGCCGGUGCUGACCACAUCAUUACUAUGGAUCUCCAUGACCCUCAAUUUCAAGGCUUUUUUGACAUUCCCGUCGACAACUUGUUUGGCCGCCCCUUAUUGAAGCACUAUAUAGCUUUGAAUAUUCCUGACUAUCAAAAUGGAGUCUGUAUUUCCCCGGAUGCUGGUGGUGCUAAACGAGCCACUGCUAUAGCUGACUCUUUAGGAUUGGAUUUUGCUUUGAUCCACAAGAACCGUCGUCACGAAUCUGGAAGCUCAUUAAUGCUCGUUGGUGAUGUACAAGACAAAAUAGCAAUUUUAAUUGAUGAUUUAAUUGACACCGCUUCUACUUUGGUGAGUGCCGCCGAAUUUGUUAAAAAGCAUGGAGCUAGCCAAGUAUAUGCUCUUGUUACACAUUGUGUCCUGUCUGGUGAUGCCAUUGAACGUGUCAAACAAUCUUGUAUAGACAAAUUAAUUGUUACCAACACAGCACCUCAAACAAUUGAACCAAGUGACUGUUUCGACAUUAUUGAUGUUUCUCCUACUUUUGCUGAGGCUAUCCGUCGUAUUCACAAUGGCGAGAGUAUUUCCAUUUUGUAUGACCAAAAUAACGUUUGGUUUUAA
Messenger RNA from Schizosaccharomyces osmophilus, 1029 nucleotides. It is a transcript of the gene prs5, whose product is annotated as ribose-phosphate pyrophosphokinase Prs5. NCBI's taxonomy places the organism in Eukaryota, Fungi, Ascomycota, Schizosaccharomycetes, Schizosaccharomycetales, Schizosaccharomycetaceae. Gene Ontology annotation, cellular component: cytoplasm; ribose phosphate diphosphokinase complex. Bases 1 to 1029 code for a protein of 342 amino acids. The transcript is spliced from 4 exons. The record is from RefSeq and is a predicted model, not a curated record. Gene Ontology annotation, biological process: purine nucleotide biosynthetic process; ribonucleoside monophosphate biosynthetic process; 5-phosphoribose 1-diphosphate biosynthetic process. Gene Ontology annotation, molecular function: magnesium ion binding; ribose phosphate diphosphokinase activity.